Theobroma umbraticum is the source of this 561-nucleotide messenger RNA. Lineage: Eukaryota; Viridiplantae; Streptophyta; Magnoliopsida; Malvales; Malvaceae. The record is from RefSeq and is a predicted model, not a curated record.
AUGGCAGAGUUAGAGAACCCAAAUGUGAUGCCAAAUCUCAUAACGUUUCUGUCUUCUCUUCUCCAAAAAGUGGCAGAAUCCAACGAUGUAAACGGUCAGUUUCAGCCUCAGAAGAUUUCGGUGUUUCAUGGCCUAACUCGGCCUACUAUCUCAAUUCAAAACUACCUGGACAGAAUUUACAAGUAUGCAAAUUGUAGCCCGUCUUGCUUUAUUGUUGCAUAUGUUUAUCUUGAUCGGUUUGCUCAAAGGCAAACCUCGUUGCCCAUCAAUUCUUUCAACGUUCAUCGCCUGCUUAUUACCAGUGUCAUGGUUGCUGCAAAGUUCAUGGAUGAUAUAUUCAGGGGAAAUAGACAGGUUUCUUCUCCCUCAAUUCGUUCAAUUUUGCAAUAUGCGUUGUCAAGUUGUUCUUAUGGCCUGCUUGUCUACAGCAUGUCCAGAUUUGAAGCUGAGUUCAGUGUAAUUGCAGACUCAGAGAUGAAUCCUUUUCCAUUUAUGGAGAUUAGGGAAUUCCAUCGGUGUAGAAAAGAUGCCAUGUUGUUAAUUGAGCUUGAUGAAUUAUGA